AUGUUGCAUGGCAAUGAUUUACAUAUGGCAAUUGAUGUUGUCAACGAUCAACAAUUAACACCAAUGCUGUCCAAUCAUUAUUAUGUGGAUAACAUGUUAAAUUAUGCUCCUAACAAUGAUAAUAUUAACAGUGACAAUACAGUUGAUGUUGAUAAUGAUAACAGUGGUGUCAAUGAUUUGAAUGAUAUGCAGAAGCAUUAUAGAACAACACGUAUUAUCAGAAGAAGGAAACGUUUUGCUACAGCUCAAACAUCACGAUGGGAUAAGAUGACAUCGGAUAAUGUACUCAAACUGAAAUGGUUCAUCAGUAGGUAUACACGUGAUAUACCACGUUCUGAAAUCAGGUAUUUCAUUUUACAAACCAUAUUUUACGAGUCAUUGUAA
This is a messenger RNA of Loa loa (African eye worm), 384 nucleotides long. RefSeq lists its product as hypothetical. NCBI's taxonomy places the organism in Eukaryota, Metazoa, Nematoda, Chromadorea, Rhabditida, Onchocercidae. The coding region runs from base 1 to 384 and encodes 127 amino acids. The transcript is spliced from 2 exons. The record is from RefSeq and is a predicted model, not a curated record.